UCAGCUCGCUGAAUUCAGCAGCCAGCAACAACAACAGACAAGACAGAAGGCAGAAAUAAUUGCCGGUUCCUUUGGCGAUCAGAAGUUGGUCAGAUUAUGAAGGGAGGUCCUACAUUCUGGGAACCUAGCCCUCGAGGACAUCAGAGAAAGGUAUGGAAGUUCUGGGAUUCGAUGAAGAUCGCUGCCUUUAUACUGGGUCCUGCCCUGCUCGUGUUUGUUGCUUUCAGAAACUCAGUCACAUGGCACCUGCAGAAAUUCUGGGGAGCCUCUGGCUUGUUCUGGCAGACUCAGUGGGAGAACUUGUACCACCUACUAGGGAGAAAUGAAUGGGCGAUUUUCAUAGUUUACGCUGGAAUAAUUCCUUCCCUGUUUUUCUGGAGCUUCAAUGGAAUCUUGAUGGUAGCAGAUGCGACUGGGAAGCCGAGUUUCAUCACCCGAUACCGCAUUCAGUUGGGAAAGAACGAUCCUGUGGACAGAAAAAAACUGCAGAAUGCCAUACUCACAGCCCUGUUCAACAGUUUAUUCAUCUCUCUGCCCAUGAUUAUCCUCAUGCUCCCUAUCAUGAAAUGGAGGGGGGAGCCAUGCAGUUUGCACUUGCCAACUUUCCAUUGGUUUCUUUUCGAGCUGGCAAUCUUUACGCUACUGGAGGAAAUUCUCUUCUAUUACUCUCACCGGCUUUUUCAUCACCCUCUCCUAUACAAACACAUUCAUAAAAAGCAUCAUGAAUGGACCGCUCCCAUUGGUGUAGUUUCCAUCUAUGCUCAUCCAAUUGAGCAUGUGGUUUCCAACAUGCUGCCUGUGAUGACCGGCCCAAUCCUCAUGGGAUCUCAUGUUACAUCCAUCAUGGCGUGGAACUCCCUUUCCUUUCUGGCCACCACCAUUUCUCACUGUGGCUACCAUUUACCUUUCCUGCCCUCACCAGAGUUCCAUGACUUCCAUCAUCUCAAAUUCAAUCAGUGCUAUGGUGUCUUGGGUGUGCUGGACCGCCUGCAUGGAACAGAUCUGUUGUUCAAACAAACAAAGGCCUACGAGAGACACUCCCUUCUGUUGAGCCUCACCCCCCUCACUGAAAGCAUUCCUGAUUGUCCUAAGAAAUCAGAGUGACCCUUAAGUGCAGAUUAUUUCCUUCGCAAGAUAAUCACAAGAAUCAGGAGAUACCAGAUUUUCUCGCUAGGCACUCAACAAUAUUAUUGUGGCAGGUUUCAUGUUUUCAUUGGCAAGAGACAGCUUGACCUAUAACACAGCUUCUGAAAAGGAUCAGGAUAACACUCAUGUUUGUAGAACACCAUGGCAGAAGAGGAAUGAAUGGCAGCAUCUACAGAAAUGGUUGUGGUUGACCAAGGAAAGCAAACAGCUAAAAGUACUGUAUAACAAAAGGGUGCUGAAGGUGAGAGAAUAUACUUUCUGGCCUACAGAAAACAACUCACUCUCAUAGAAUUCCAAGUUAGAAUUUCAGCCUGACCCAACAAAGGACCAAGAGCAGGGACAAUCAAGAGCGUUUACCAUAUUUUUUCGUGUAUAAGAUGAUGUUUUUUGCUUUUAAAAAAUUGGGUGUCAUCUUGUACACAGAUAGUGAAUGCAGAGGGGGGGGAGACAUGCGAUUAAUGGAAGCAGCAAGCAGGGGAUUGGCAGUGUCGAUUGGGCAGAUGAUUGGCAGCUGUGGCAAGUGGGUGGGCUGUUAGUGGCAGCGAGUGGGCAGACAAUUGGCUGCAGCGAGGUGUGUGAUCAGCAGUGGCUGUGGCAAGUGAUUGGCAGUGGCGGGCAGGUGGGUGAGCAAUUGGUGGAAGUGACCUCCCCCACACACCCCAAAAGCU
This is a messenger RNA of Lacerta agilis (Sand lizard), 1814 nucleotides long. RefSeq names its product fatty acid hydroxylase domain containing 2 (gene FAXDC2). Bases 97 to 1104 code for a protein of 335 amino acids. Gene Ontology annotation, molecular function: iron ion binding; C-4 methylsterol oxidase activity. The transcript is spliced from 9 exons. The record is from RefSeq and is a predicted model, not a curated record. Gene Ontology annotation, biological process: sterol biosynthetic process. NCBI's taxonomy places the organism in Eukaryota, Metazoa, Chordata, Lepidosauria, Squamata, Lacertidae.